CGGCCAAGCCGCAGAGAGGACGGGGCAGUAGCCCUGGGCUGAGCCCCGCCCUGCCCUGUUGGGGGUGGGUGGUGUUUGCUCCCCUCCCCCUUGUCCCUUUAAGGGCCUGGGUAAACUUUUUCCUGCUGGCUCCGGGCGGCCCCGUCACAUCCGUUGGCCGGAGCCGGGUGGGGAAGUUUCUUGGCGCUUGUUCCCAGCACAAACUCUCGGGUCCCGCUGCUGCGCGCGGAGCGUCCCCCGGGCUCUGGCGGGAGCCGCGGUGGGGCGCGUGCGAGGAGGAGCCGGGCUCGGGGGUGCGAGAUGAAGCUGGGGCGUGGGGAAGCCGGAGCCGCCCUUCUUCUCCUCCUCCUUCCCGGCUGCUCCAGCCCCGCGGCCAGGCGGCUGCUCCCUCCUGCCUGAGCCCCCGAGUGUCCCGCUGCCGCCGCGAUGGGGACGCUGCCCGCGGCUCCCUGCCUCCUGCUGCUCCUGGCUGGCGCUGCCGGGCUGUGCCGGGCUCGCUUCUCCUUCCCCCUGCGGGUGUCUCCGCCGGCCGCCCCGAAGAACGGCUCCGCGAGCAGCCUCCAGCAGGCUCCCCCCGGCGAGGCGGACGGCUUGGCCUUAGCCUCGGAGCCCGGGGCCGCCGUCAGCUUCUUGGCCAUGGUGGAGAACCUGCAGGGGGACUCCGGCCGGGGCUACUACCUGGAGAUGCUGAUCGGGACCCCGCCGCAGAAGUUAAAUAUUCUGGUUGACACUGGAAGCAGUAAUUUUGCAGUUGCAGGUGCCCCAAACCCUGAUGUAACAUCAUACUUCAAUACAGAGGAGUCAAGUACAUAUAAGUCACAAGGCACUGAUGUCACUGUUCGAUAUACUCAAGGAAGUUGGACUGGAGUGCUUGGCACUGAUAUCAUUACCAUUCCAAAGGGAAUCAAUGGCACUUACACUAUCAACAUUGCUACCAUUCUGGAAUCGGAGAAUUUCUUUUUACCGGGGGUUAAAUGGCAUGGGAUCCUUGGACUUGCCUAUGAUGCCUUAGCCAAGCCUUCAAGUUCGGUGGAGACAUUCUUUGAUUCCCUUGUGAGUCAAGCAAAGAUUCCCAACGUUUUCUCCCUGCAAAUGUGUGGUGCUGGAAUGCCUGUUUCUGGAAGUGGUACCAACGGAGGUAGUCUUGUCAUGGGUGGAAUUGAACCAAGUUUGUACAAGGGUGAUAUCUGGUACACCCCUAUAAAAGAGGAAUGGUAUUACCAGGUUGAAAUUCUCAAACUGGAAGUUGGAGGCCAGAACCUUAACUUGGACUGCAGAGAGUAUAAUGCAGACAAAGCGAUAGUAGACAGUGGCACCACUCUCCUCCGCCUGCCCCAGAAAGUCUUCAAUGCUGUGGUCGAAGCAAUUGUGAGCACAUCUUUGAUCCAAGCAUUCUCCUCUGGAUUCUGGACUGGUUCCCAGCUUGCAUGCUGGGCUAAGACUGAAACACCAUGGUCCUUAUUUCCUAAACUUUCUAUCUACCUGAGAGAUGAAAACUCCAGCAGAUCAUUUCGGAUCACUAUCCUACCACAGCUUUAUAUUCAACCCAUCCUUGGGAUUGGACAGAAUUUAGAAUGCUACCGGUUUGGCAUCUCUUCCUCCAGCAGUGCCCUGGUUAUUGGUGCUACAGUUAUGGAGGGCUUCUACGUUAUCUUUGACAGGGCUCAGAAGAGAGUGGGCUUUGCAGUUAGUCCAUGCGCAGAAGUUGGUGGCUCUCCGGUAUCUGAGAUUGAAGGCCCUUUCACAACAGCAGAUAUAGCAAGCAACUGUGUCGCCACAAUGACCUUGCACGAACCGAUGUUGUGGAUUAUCUCCUAUGCUCUCAUGAGUUUAUGUGGAAUCAUCCUCCUUGUUUUGAUAAUCUUACUGCUUCUUCCACCUCGCUGUCAGCAUCGCUUCACUGACAAUGAUGUAGUCAAUGACGAGUCAUCGUUAGUGCAUCAUCGAUGGAAAUGAGGAACUUGAUCAAAGUCAAGGAACCUUGGAUUCUCUUAACACAAUUAAGGAUAAAGUUUCCAACCCUGGAGAGAAAGCCAAGGCCUUGUUCCGUAUACAUUAAUCUCAAAUCACUGUUCUACUGCUGGAUACUCUCCAGGCAUAUUGCAUCAUAACUUUUACGCUUUAUUUUCUAACACUGAUUCUGAACCAAAACAUUAUAACCACUCUCAAGUGCUACCUUACUGGGUUCUGCUCUUCAGUAGCACAGCUGAACCUUUAAGAUCUCAGCAGUGUGUUUUUUAAAAAAAAAACAACACAUUGUGAUGUUCUUCCAUCAGAUGCACAAUGUUCCUCAUCCCUUCCUCAAAGAAGAAAAGAACUGUCGAUUUUGUAACAUUAAUCAAGCCUUGAAUAUAGAAAAAGAAAAAAGAUCAUAAGUUUUAGUGAUUUUCUUAUUAAUCACAUUAAAGAAAUACUAUUUUCUGUUUACAGCAAUUCAUUUUGAAACAGUGCUCACAGUGUGGGGGAGAGGGAAAGGUGAGUCUUGCGCAGCAGAUGGAAGAAAGUCAGGUCAAGAAGAAAUUUUAUUUUCCAAGAAAAUAAACUGCUGUCAUUUGAGUGGGUCUCCCUUUGUAAGCCGUCCUUCCUAAAUAGAUUGAAGAGGAAAAAUGGG
This is a messenger RNA of Trachemys scripta elegans, 2611 nucleotides long. It is a transcript of the gene BACE2, whose product is annotated as beta-secretase 2. The transcript is spliced from 9 exons. Gene Ontology annotation, cellular component: trans-Golgi network; endosome; membrane. The record is from RefSeq and is a predicted model, not a curated record. NCBI's taxonomy places the organism in Eukaryota, Metazoa, Chordata, Testudines, Emydidae. Bases 427 to 1956 code for a protein of 509 amino acids. Gene Ontology annotation, molecular function: aspartic-type endopeptidase activity. Gene Ontology annotation, biological process: amyloid-beta metabolic process; membrane protein ectodomain proteolysis.